AUGAGUACACUAAAAAAACCAUUAAAAGACGAAACAAAUUUGGCAUAAAACGCAUUUAAAAAUUAGAAAGAAAGCUAAAUGGACUCUAAGCUUGCAAAUCCUUUUUAAGUAAUCUAUAAAAUUGAGAAUAUAAAUGCAAAUAUUAAAAUGGAUGAAAAUGGAAGUGAAAAAACAAUUUUAAAGAUUAUGCUAAUGAUUAGCUUUUUAUUUUAAAUAUCUAGUUUUGUGCUAAUCAUUUUGAAUGUAUAACUAAGAUUACUUGGAUUAGAAAGUGAAUCAAAGAUUAUUGGAAUAGAAUUUACUUACUCUCUCUUAUCGCUGCUCUCAUUUAUUACAUAUAUUUAUUCAUUAAAUGAAAUUGAUCAUUAAGGACUUUAAAGUCUUUCUAAAUUAUUUAAGAUAUCUCUUCUUUUCGCACUACUUACUUUAGUUCUAGGUAUAUGCGUUUUCGGUAUAGUAGUAAAUGAAGAUUUGAGCUGCUACGCUGUAUAAAAAGGAAUUAUUUGCAAUAAAAUUAACUUAUAAAAUACUACCAACUCAAGUGAUUAAGAAUGUUUAGUUAAGCUACCUUCUAACAUAUGUGAUUCUAAUAGUGUUACAGGUGCUGUAAAAUACACAAUACUAAUACUUAGUGGUGUUCCACUCAUAUUAAUUUUUAUAGUGAAUUUUAAAUUUUAUAGAUAUUGCUAAAGAUUAAAUACCUCAAAUUAAAAUUAGUAGAAUUUAGAUAAUAGCAGUUCUUAAAAAUUAAUUAGCAAUCCUGAUAUUGAAGAUAAAUCUUAAUAAUAUAUAACUAGGGGUAAGGUUAAUCCUUUUAAGAUAGACUCAACAACUAAAAAGAGCUUUUUGUUUGCUUAACAAAAUAUUUCAGCAUAGUAUUCAGCAAAUAAUAUUAGCAACGACUAGUUAUGA
This is a messenger RNA of Tetrahymena thermophila SB210, 912 nucleotides long. Its product is annotated as transmembrane protein, putative. The record is from RefSeq and is a predicted model, not a curated record. The transcript is spliced from 2 exons. Lineage: Eukaryota; Ciliophora; Oligohymenophorea; Hymenostomatida; Tetrahymenidae.